Molecule: messenger RNA, 1320 nt
Organism: Acaromyces ingoldii
Lineage: Eukaryota; Fungi; Basidiomycota; Exobasidiomycetes; Exobasidiales; Cryptobasidiaceae
Product: aldolase
Exons: 5
Coding region: 1-1098 (365 amino acids)
Biological process (GO): pentose-phosphate shunt, non-oxidative branch; carbohydrate metabolic process
Cellular component (GO): intracellular anatomical structure
Molecular function (GO): transaldolase activity
Source: RefSeq, a predicted model, not a curated record
AUGGACCGCGGAGAGCAAUGCCUCGCCGAGCUCGUCAAUGUCGACGUCGACUCGAUGGAUCCCGCCGUGGCCAAGUCCUUGAUCGCGCUGGGUGUGCGCCCCGCUGAUCAGACCAGCAACCAGAUCCUCGUCGGCGACGGCAUCAAAGACCCGGCCAAUCGAGACAUGCUCGAAGGCGCAGUCCGCGAGCUGGGGAGCAAGGGCUGGGGUGCAGUCUACGACCGCAUGUCUGUCCUCCUCUGCGCCAAGAACAUCGAGAACAUCACCGGCCGCGUCCUGCUCCAGAGCUCGCCCUCCCAGGCAUACAACACAGACGAGAUUGUCGCACACGCUCGUAGAUAUGCUGCCGAGUUUGAAAAGGUCGGCAUCUCCAAGGACCGCUUCUGCAUCAAGAUUCCCGCCACGGGUCCGGGCAUGUGUGCCGGGCCCAUUCUCCUCAAGGACGGCAUCCGCACGCUGGGCACCUCGCUCUUCAGUGUCCCGCAGGCCAUUGCGUCGAGCCAGGCCGGUUGCCUGUACAUCAGCCCCUACUUCAAUGAGGUCAAGGCGCACGACAUGACCACGGGCCUGUUCCCCAACGUCUCUGACCCGGCCGUGGAGCAUCCCAUGGCGCCCCGCAUGGUGCAGAUGUUUGAGCUCUACAAGCAGCUGGCGGCCAAGACGGGCAAGGACCAGCCCAUCAUCAAGGGUGCCAGCAACAUCACUGCUGCCGAGGUGCUGGCCUGCGCCGACAUGGGUGUUCAGCACAUUACCAUCCUUGCUCCCGUCCUCAAGGAGCUGUGCCAGAUGAAGGUGGCCCCCAACGACGCCAGCAAGAUCCAGCCAAAGCCCAAGCGCGCCUACUUUGACGACAAGCAGCUCUCUCCUCGCAUGCUGGCGCUGAUGGACAAGGAUCCGCUGGCGCCCAGGCCCGAAGCGUUCAAGAUUGCCAGCACAGACGUCGACUACCUUGCCAACCAGGGUGCCAAGCUGGAAGAGGCCAUCGCCCAGGACCCAGAGACUGGCCGUCGUCUCAAGGACGCCUUGGAUCUCUUCAUCGGUGCUGAAAAGGAAGCCAAGGAGGCCAUCGAGCGUGUCAUGGCAGAGCUUGGCGUGUAGACAUUGUCCGUGUUUUUCUGCCUAGACCUGAGCCAAUCGAUCAAUCGGCUUUCCGGCCAGUCCUUGCGUCCCAACAAAAGGAGCAGAGAGCUAUGGAGAAGCGGAAUAGCCCGCGCGGUGAAAAUCCUCUUGCUUUGAUAAAAAAAAAGGUCGCGGGCAGUCGAGUGUACCCUCACCGAAGAGUGCUCAGAAUGUCUGGCUGCAAGCACGGGCUUGUUGACG